AUGGCCGCCUCUCACCGCUGCCUCUUCCUGCUGCUUCUGUCCACGGGCGUGGCUCUGUUGCUGCGACCACCACUGGGUGCCCGGGGAGCCCCGCUGGAGCCAGUAUACCCGGGGGACAAUGCCACGCCGGAGCAGAUGGCCCAGUACGCAGCGGAGCUCCGCAGAUACAUCAACAUGCUGACCAGGCCCAGGUAUGGAAAAAGAGACAAAGAAGGCGCGCUGGACUUCUCGGAGUGUGGCUCCCCCCACGCAGCUCCCCCCAGGUGGGCUUGGUUCCCUGCCCUGUGUGUCCAGAUGCCUGGGGCGGAAACCGGGGUGUGUGUCGGGGGUGGGGGAGAACAGGGGCCUAGGGCUGGCCUGAGGUCUUCCGAGGGCACGAGGACUCCCCACUCAUGCUGCCACGCUCUGCCCUCUCCGCACAGGCAGCUCAGCCCGAGGGACUCGUAA
Molecule: messenger RNA, 447 nt
Organism: Globicephala melas (long-finned pilot whale)
Lineage: Eukaryota; Metazoa; Chordata; Mammalia; Artiodactyla; Delphinidae
Gene: PPY
Product: pancreatic polypeptide
Biological process (GO): neuropeptide signaling pathway; feeding behavior
Cellular component (GO): extracellular region
Molecular function (GO): neuropeptide Y receptor binding; neuropeptide hormone activity
Source: RefSeq, a predicted model, not a curated record